This is a messenger RNA of Punctularia strigosozonata HHB-11173 SS5, 1289 nucleotides long. RefSeq names its product aldehyde reductase II. The record is from RefSeq and is a predicted model, not a curated record. The transcript is spliced from 7 exons. Gene Ontology annotation, molecular function: oxidoreductase activity, acting on the CH-OH group of donors, NAD or NADP as acceptor. Bases 211 to 1275 code for a protein of 354 amino acids. NCBI's taxonomy places the organism in Eukaryota, Fungi, Basidiomycota, Agaricomycetes, Corticiales, Punctulariaceae.
CUGGACUGUUAGAUAUAAGGUCCCCACAUCGGAGCUCAUAUGGGGCCCUAUGCCUAUAGUCAGUUACCAACUACGGAUCAUGUCAAGAUGGCACCCACCAUCCACCGGGAAUCCCGACGUAAAAGUCCAUGACCCGCGAGCAAUGUUUGAAUACGCACACGGAGAAGAAAUCGCGCUCCUGCUACCCAUCGAUAUCGACUCUGAUAACGCAUGGCAUCGUUCGCGUCCGACUCUCUCAUCCUCGUCACCGGAGCCAACGGCCACGUCGCCCAGCACGUCGUAGAUCAGGCUCUUCAUCACCCUGCCCGACCGCGCGUCCGCGCGACCGUUCGCUCGGCUGCCUCCGUCGAUGCGCUCAAGUCGUAUUGGGCGGAAUACGUGGACGAGGGUCGGCUGGAGGUCGUCCGCGUCCCCGAUAUCACAGCGAACGGUGCAUUCGACGAUGCAGUCAAAGGCGUAACACAUAUCGCACACAUUGCGUCACCCAUCAUUGUCAACCCGAAGGACGUCGAGAACGAUCUGCUGAAACCUGCCAUCCGUGGUACUACGGGAAUACUGAGGUCCGCAAAGGCCUCCGGCACGGUGAAAGCCGUGGUGAUCACGUCCUCCUUUGGAUCUGCGGCCGACAUCAGCAAGGGAUUACGACCCGGAUACAUCUAUACCGCGGACGACUGGAACCCUCUCACCUACGAGCAACCGGCGGACCCUAACCUGGAUUACAGCGCGUUUCCGGAGAUUUACCGUCCGUACGUCACGUACACGGCCUCCAAGGUGGCUGCAGAACGUGCUGCUUGGGCGUAUCACAAAUCGGAAGGGGAGCCGUUCCGUCUGUCCGUCAUGCUGCCUGUGUACGUCUCGGGGCUACACGUCCUACCGCUGACGAAGGGAGCGGAAAGCUUGAGCUUCAGCAACCUCCUCAUAUGGCGCUGCGCGACCGACGCGGAGCUCGUCCCGUUCGACUUUCCGGGAUGGGUGGACGUGCGGGACGUCGCCAAAGCGCACCUUGCCGCGCUCGAGAGACCGGAGACGUCGGGGAAGCGAUACCUCCUCGUCGCCGCGUCGACCAAUUACGCACAGAUUGCGGACAUUAUACGGGCAGCGUUCCCGCAGCUGAACCCGCCGAAGCGGAAGCAGGACUUCGACGUUUAUGGGUACGACGGGUCUCCGGCUCUGCUAGAGCUGGGUCUCGGAAAGUACAUCGGGUUGGAAAAGAUGGUGACAGAUGUGGUCGCCCAAACGCUAGAAGCUCAAGAGAGCAAGAAAACCUCCGUGUAAUAUAUCUGAUUUCC